This is a messenger RNA of Gekko japonicus, 2116 nucleotides long. RefSeq names its product cyclin-dependent kinase 19 (gene CDK19). Gene Ontology annotation, biological process: protein phosphorylation. Gene Ontology annotation, cellular component: cytosol; nucleus; mediator complex. Gene Ontology annotation, molecular function: ATP binding; RNA polymerase II CTD heptapeptide repeat kinase activity; cyclin-dependent protein serine/threonine kinase activity. The record is from RefSeq and is a predicted model, not a curated record. Bases 277 to 1728 code for a protein of 483 amino acids. The transcript has 14 exons. Lineage: Eukaryota; Metazoa; Chordata; Lepidosauria; Squamata; Gekkonidae.
GAAGCCCUAGUUGAAGCGGGCGGCGGCGGAGCGAACUCUUCACCCCCAUCCAAAACAAGGAAAUGGUGUCCGGUGUGGUGGGUCGGUGGCUGUGCGUCUAACGCUUCUGUGACCGCUGGUCCUGCCGCCGCAUCUUCCCUUCCUCCUCUCCUCCUCCCCUUCCAUGGGUGAGAGACAUGGACUACGAGUUCAAAUCCAAGCUGGCGGCCGAGCGCGAGCGGGUGGAGGAUUUGUUCGAGUACGAGGGUUGCAAAGUCGGGAGAGGCACCUACGGGCAUGUCUACAAAGCACGGCGCAAGGACGGAUUCCAUCGGGCUUCGUAUAUGGACAUCAAGCCUUGGAAGUAGCAGAAUAUUCAGCAGAAGAAAAGAUGAGAAGGAGUAUGCACUGAAGCAGAUUGAAGGUACAGGGAUAUCCAUGUCGGCAUGUAGAGAGAUAGCACUUUUGCGAGAACUGAAGCACCCUAAUGUGAUUGCAUUACAGAAGGUGUUCCUGUCUCACAGUGAUAGAAAGGUGUGGCUGCUGUUUGAUUAUGCUGAACAUGAUCUGUGGCAUAUUAUCAAGUUCCACCGUGCCUCAAAAGCUAACAAAAAACCCAUGCAGUUGCCAAGAUCUAUGGUCAAAUCACUACUUUAUCAGAUUCUUGAUGGAAUCCAUUAUCUUCAUGCAAACUGGGUGCUUCACAGAGACCUAAAACCAGCAAAUAUUCUGGUAAUGGGAGAAGGACCUGAAAGAGGAAGGGUCAAAAUAGCUGACAUGGGCUUUGCAAGGUUAUUCAAUUCUCCUCUGAAGCCACUGGCAGAUCUGGAUCCAGUUGUGGUAACCUUUUGGUACAGAGCCCCAGAACUGUUACUUGGCGCAAGGCACUAUACAAAGGCCAUUGAUAUAUGGGCUAUUGGCUGCAUAUUUGCAGAGCUAUUGACUUCCGAACCUAUCUUUCACUGUCGUCAGGAAGACAUUAAAACAAGCAAUCCUUUUCACCAUGAUCAACUUGAUCGCAUAUUCAGUGUAAUGGGAUUUCCUGCAGAUAAAGACUGGGAAGACAUAAGGAAAAUGCCGGAAUACCCUACACUUCAAAAAGACUUUAGGAGAACAACGUAUGCCAAUAGUAGCCUCAUAAAAUAUAUGGAAAAACACAAAGUGAAGCCUGACAGCAAAGUAUUCCUUUUGCUUCAAAAACUUCUCACUAUGGAUCCUACAAAAAGAAUUACCUCAGAGCAAGCUUUGCAGGAUCCCUAUUUCCAGGAAGACCCACUUCCUACAUCAGAUGUGUUUGCUGGCUGCCAGAUUCCUUAUCCGAAACGAGAAUUUCUUAAUGAGGAUGAACCUGAGGAAAAGGGGGAUAAGAAUCAGCAGCAGAACCAACAUCAGCAGCAAACAGCACCUCAACAACAGCAAGCAGCACCUCAACAGCAACAAAACAGUACCCAGACAAAUGGAACUGCAGGGGGAGGUGGAGCAGGAGGUGGUGGCCCUGUGGGAGGUCUCCAGCAUAGCCAGGACUCCAGCCUCAACCAGGUGCCUCCAAAUAAGAAACCACGUAUAGGGCCUUCAGGCACUAAUUCAGGCGGGCCUGUCAUGCCUUCAGAUUAUCAGCACUCCAGUUCACGCCUGAAUUACCAAAGCAACAUUCAGGGAUCUUCUCAGUCCCAGAGUACAAUGGGCUAUUCUACAUCAUCUCAGCAAAGUUCUCAGUACCAUCAAUCUCACCAGUCUCACCGGUACUGAAGAGGCCUCAUAGAGACUGCGUUGGAAAGAAAUGGACUAACAGUCAAAGGACUCCAGCAAUAUGAAGUUCAUAAACAGUGAGAAGAACCAAAAAUGCAAACUGUGAUGCAGAUUUUAAAAUUGCAAUUAUAAAAGAAAAACUUUUAUUUACUGAUGGUUUUCAGACAAGAGACAAUUCUUAUCCCUUUUUGCCAUAAAGGAGAUUCUUGUGAAGUUUCCCCUCAGCUUGCUCUCGCAUGCGUUCCAUUGUGGUUAUUUGAAUGAAACCAUCUGAUCUGAACCCAGCACUUAAUCAUCUUUAUCCUAUGGAAUUUUUGAAGGAUUCCUGCACCUUUCUUGUGUUUUAGUAAUUGUCAUAAAUCUAUCUUUCUUUUUUCAAAUCCCUUUA